This is a messenger RNA of Pseudoliparis swirei, 2344 nucleotides long. RefSeq names its product septin-7-like. Gene Ontology annotation, biological process: cytoskeleton-dependent cytokinesis; cilium assembly. The record is from RefSeq and is a predicted model, not a curated record. Gene Ontology annotation, molecular function: molecular adaptor activity; GTPase activity; GTP binding. The coding region runs from base 181 to 1359 and encodes 392 amino acids. The transcript is spliced from 14 exons. NCBI's taxonomy places the organism in Eukaryota, Metazoa, Chordata, Actinopteri, Perciformes, Liparidae. Gene Ontology annotation, cellular component: septin complex; cell division site; microtubule cytoskeleton.
CGUGCCUGAUGGACCUGCCUUCGCCCGCUGCCUUCUCAUAUCGCCGUUGUCUUCUCACCGACCUGUCUGCCCGUCUCCAUCCCAGCCCAACCAAAGAACCUGGAGGGUUAUGUCGGCUUUGCAAAUCUCCCCAACCAGGUUUACAGGAAAUCUGUCAAGCGGGGAUUUGAGUUCACGCUCAUGGUUGUGGGGGAAUCCGGGCUGGGGAAGUCGACCCUGAUCAACUCGCUCUUCCUCACAGAUCUGUACUCCCCUGAAUACCCGGGGCCUUCGCACAGAGUUAAAAAAACUGUACAGGUGGAACAGUCCAAGGUUCUGGUCAAGGAAGGCGGCGUGCAGCUCCUGCUCACCAUCGUGGACACCCCCGGCUUCGGCGACGCCGUGGACAACAGUAACUGCUGGCAGCCGGUCAUCGACUACAUCGACAGCAAGUUUGAGGAUUACCUCAACGCAGAGUCCCGGGUCAACCGGCGGCUGAUGCCGGACAGCCGAGUGCUGUGCUGCCUGUACUUCAUCGCUCCGUCCGGACACGGACUGAAGCCUCUUGAUAUAGAGUUCAUGAAGAGGUUACACGAGAAGGUGAACAUCAUCCCCCUCAUCGCCAAAGCCGACACGAUGACCCCGGAGGAGUGUCAGCUGUUCAAAAAGCAGAUCAUGAAAGAAAUCCAUGACCACAAGAUCCGGGUCUACGAGUUCCCAGAGACGGAUGACGAGGAGGAGAUGAAGAUGGUCAAGAGGAUCAAGGAUCGCUUACCCUUGGCGGUGGUCGGUAGUAACACCAUUAUCGAGGUCAACGGAAAGCGAGUGCGCGGGAGGCAGUACCCCUGGGGCGUGGCUGAAGUGGAUAAUGGCGAGCACUGCGACUUCACAAUCCUCCGGAACAUGCUCAUCAGGACCCACAUGCAGGACCUGAAGGACGUCACCAACAACGUGCACUACGAGAAUUACCGAAGCGGGAAGCUCGCCGCGGUCACCUACACCGGCGGGGACGGCAACAAGAGCAAGGGGCAGCUGACCAAAGCUGAGACGUCUGGCGACAUGAGUCCUCUAGCCCAGAUGGAGGAGGAGCGGCGGGACCACGUGUCCAAGAUGAAGAAGAUGGAACAGGAAAUGGAACAAGUGUUUGAGAUGAAGGUGAAGGAGAAGCUGCAGAAGCUCCGGGACUCUGAGGCUGAGCUCCAGAGGCGUCACGAGCAAAUGAAGAAGAACCUGGAGGCCCAGCACCGAGAGCUGGACGAGCGGCGCCGCCAGCACGAGGACGAGAAGGGCAGCUGGGAGGGCCAGCAGCGGAUCCUGGAGCAGCAGAAGCUCGACGCCUCCAAGACCUUGGAAAAGAACAAAAAGAAGAAGAUAUUUUAGGACCUUCCUGAUGUUAGUGUUGUUGUUGUUUCCAACCUGCCAGCUGUGAUAGUCAGAGCAUCUGUCCAUCAACUACAUCCACUGUUGGACCACAUUACUGUGUAAUACCCGUGUGAAACCCCAGGGGGCAGUAUUGUCUGGACUCUGAGUUUCAACAAUCGUUCUCCUCCUCAUGUUCCUCCUCAAAUAACUGUAAUAAUCUCUAAUACAGAACCAGGGUGCAGUCCUGUUUGGGGUCACUGCUCACCAAAAAACAAGCAUAUUCACACACAAAACACAACUUGUGAUCUUACUUAACGACAAACACGACAAACACUUCAGUCUUUCGUUCUUUCCUCUUCUCCGGGGACGUGUGAUACUGUGCUUCGUCCUUUUUUUAAUGCCAAAAACCCACCCAAGAGGUCGGCCUUGCCCUUCCCGGCCCCUGGCAGACGGCGCGGGGCUGCGGCUCGCCUCGGGCCCUGUUUUUAUUCAAUAUUUUUAUGUAUCUUUGGACUCUCAUAUUUAGGUAUUGCAUUUAAAUUCCUCCCCCAGCGGUGCGCUCCUCCGUCUCCCGCCUUGUAAAUUGUAUAACUAUGAACCGAAAGUGUUCCACUUCAAGCAUUUGUAAUGUAUUCUUACUUUUUUUCUUUUUUGAAAUGUUUCUUUUUUUUCUCAUUUCCUAUCUGCGUGGUAGAGAAAUUGUUAAUUUUUCCAUCCUCGCUCCUGGAAACCAAACGCGUAUUCUUGACUUCACUCAUGCUGAGUGUAACGACGUCUAGAAACGGCUCUCGGAGGCUUUUAACGGGGAUUUAUUUGACCUUCUUGUGCCGAUUUUCUAUUUUAACAAAUAAUUUUCCGAUAGAAACAAGUGUUUCCGGGGGGGGGGGGGGUUCUGGAAAGCGUGUGCACAUUUAGCACCAUUCGUGUUCUGCAUCUGUAAUUUGUAAUGUCUUGUUUUUAUUGUAAAAAGUCGCAUAAUAAAAUUGUGAUGGAAAAGAAAAGA